UUGUCGGGAAAGGAAUAGUUUUAUAUGCAUAUCGACAACAGGUGGCUAGUGUGCAAAUCAGCCAAGCAUAACCGUGUCACACGCGAAUAGCAAGUUAUGUUUCGAAUCAAUUAUCUUGGUGUUUUUCGCGGUUUUUGUUUUACACACAGUUAAAAUAAUAUUUUAUGGCGUGAUUACGAUGCUGUCAUAAUUAAAUCAAUGUACUUGUAAUUUCGUGAUAGUCGCGGAGACUACGUAUUCUUGGAGCAUUUUCUGUAACCGGUAUUUAUUGUGAAUAUCAGUGUUAAUAUCUACAAAUAGAUUAUUCAAGUACUCGAAUAAACACUGAUAGUUAAUUUUUAAUUUGACAGUUUGUGAGUUAAUAUUUAAAAUGAAGUUGAACUUAAAUUUAAUGAUUUAUAGGCCUAAUUGUUAAGUGGAGAAUUGUUUAUGAAUUUUCUAAAAAGUAUUUUGAGAAUGAUAUCAGUUUCUGGGACUACAUAAUUAUCAUUCCUUGAUUAAGUUUGAUUUUGAGCAUUCAUAUGCCUACCAACAGUUCCAUCUGAGAAAUAGGAUUGACAUUAUGUGCAUACAUUAUUAUUAAAUGUAUGUAAUAUGUAGGCCUAUGUCACAGACCUGACACUCGAAAAGCAAAUAAAUUUAUAGGAGAAAAGGAAUUCAACCGAAAACAUCCAUUAAAUUGCCACAGUGUAUCAGACUGAUUGUCAGGAGACGCCUGAGUUAGUUGAAUUUUAAAUGGAAUCUGACAAUGUCCGAUAGAGGAAGCCCAAUCAGAAGUGUACCAAACAGUGAGUCGAGUACACCGGACGAGACAUCACAUGCCUGGAUGGAGUGGCAGCAACAACUGAAGGCUUAUGUGGACUGGCUGAACUCGCAGUUAAAGAAAAAACCUGGAGCUAGACUCGUGGAAGAUCUCCGCAAUGACGUCAAAGAUGGCGUGGCUCUUAUCGAACUCAUUGAAGUUGUUGCGGGAGAAAAGUUGGCGGGAUUUCACGAAUCUCCGUCGAACCAGUCGGAAAUGAAGGAAAACAUCGAGCGAGUCAUUCAGUUCAUGGCCACCAACCGAAUCAGAAUGCAUCACAUCAGCGCUAAAGAUAUUGUUGAAGGCAAUCUGAAGGCCAUCAUGCGUUUGAUACUGGCACUAGCGGCCCACUUCAAACCCAAGAGCGUCAAACAUUCUGCCCACCAACAGAUUCGAGCGGAACGAAACGCAAACAUCUCGGGAAUAGCGCAGGGAGCAUCGGCUGCUUUGGCAGAUGCACGACGUCACGCUUCAAGGGCCGGGAAUCGGUUUCGCCGGAAUCGAGACGCAGCUGUCAGUCAGAGAAGGGAACAAAUAAGUCCUGAGUACAAAGCAGUGGCUGCGAAAGUAUACCAGGAGAGCAGUUCAGACCAGUUUUCCGACUCGGACCAGCCGUACACGAGCCAGACGACAUACGGCGGCGGGCGCAACCGCAGUCGGCAGAGUCGUGAGCGGCGGGAGCUGGAGGGGGCAAGCGGUGCCAGCCCUGCCAGCCCCGCCGGCCAGAGGCGGAGUCCGAGAACAGCCCUCAGUUACACGUCCGAGUCAUCUGACGUCGUGACGCCCCCGCCCAGGAGCAAAUCCACCGACUCUAUGUCAAAAGACUUCCAUAAUACGACAGUGGAGAUGGGGCAUCAGGAAGAGGCUGAUUUGGAAGAGCUAACGGCGAAUGUCAAGGAAACGAGAACAGAACUAUUCCGACUGCAGGAAUUGUUACUGUGUGGUGAACAGUUUGAUGGUCAAUUGAGUUUUAAUGAAGUUUUUGAAGGCGAUACACCAUGUGAGAAAAUAGUUGUAUUAAGAAGCCGGUUACAGCUGAUGUCAAAAGUGUCGAACGACCUGCGCGAAGAUCUUUCCAGAACGAAAAAUGAAUGUCUGCAGUUAGAGGGAACAAAGGCUGGUCUACAGCAGAGACUGAUAGAACAAGACACUCAGAUUAGUGAGCUCAAGUCGAAGUUAUUGAAGAGAGACUUUGAAAGGGAAAAUUUUCUAGCAGAAAAGGCAGCUCUCGUACAACAGUUUAAGGAAAAAGAUAAACUGAUUGCAGACCUCAGGCGAGAUUUGUCGAAACGUGACGAGAAGUUGGACCAGCUGCAUCACGACAUGCGCACGCAGUUACAGGAGAAAGAUCAAUCCAACCAGAAUCUGAAGUCAAGAAUCAUCGAACUUCACAAUAAACUUAGAGUCGUGGGGGAAACCGGGGAUUCUCUAUCAUUGCGAGUCGAAUCACAGGACAAGAAAAUGGCCAAGCUGGCGGGUCGUAUCUUUAAGUCACCGCCUGACGAGAACAAACAUUCUACAAACAAAAGCCAGAGUGCCGACGAGCUUCAGAUGAUCCGUGACUCUCUACAGAGCCUGCGCGUGCACAUGUUGACCUCUGACCCCCAGCAUCACGUGGUCGACAACCUCGAACACAGCAUUGCCCUCCUCCUACAGAGCAAACGUGCCAGCGCUGCACAGACGCCAGUCAACCAAUCACAGAAACCUCGAAGCUGUUCUCCGAAACGUCUUAAUUUUGAAGCUUCAAGCUCCUCGACUGUUAGAAAACCACAAUCAACACCAGCAGGUUUUGGAUUUGCAUUGAAUGAACUGAACAAUCCUCCAACAAACGGUCAGCUAUGUACUAAAGUGUUGUACUUCACAGAGCAGGCCGUCACACCGUUCAUGGGCACUAUACACAAGAGGUUAGGGGAGAUAACUCUAAAAGACUUAAAAAGCAUGUUCGACAGACCCGGGGCCUACAAAUACCACUUCAAGGCCCUCGACCCGGAAUACGGAACAGUGAAGGAGGAGCUACAUUAUGACGAUGAUGUCAUUCCGGGCUGGGAGGGUAAAAUAGUGGCCUGGAUCGAGGAAAUACACGGGACGCCGUGUUGACGGUUGCCUUGGUGACCCGUUUGUUCGCAAAGUAAAAAUAGGAGGAUCUUGUGUCUCAUCUGGAAGUGCGGAUUAGUGGAGGAAAUGGAACGUGAUGUCAGGGUUUACCAGUCACGGAGGUUUUCAUAGAUAGUCUUUUUUUAUAUUUAUUGCAAGAAGGCUGAAUGAUGCUGUUAAUCCUUUGGGUGUCCAGCUAGUUUGUGCUUCGUUGUUCAGCAUCCUUGAUUAAUUACUCUCAUGUUCCAGAUAUUGUGAUAGCCAACUGCAUGCAGUGUUGUUACGAGAAGAUAUGGAAUAGAUUACAAGACCGCACAUGAUAAUGUGAACUGUAACCUCUGUGUGGAUGCACUGGUCAAGAGGAAACGCUUCCAAUACAAACACAUCAUGGCUGUAGCUUUGCUUAUAAGCAACUUUAAUUCGUCUCGCUGCAACAUUUUAAUAAGUGUUGUUUUAGCUUCAAGUGAACAUUAUUGAUUUUGUCUAUUUCGAAAGGCCACAGAUGUUUAGCACAGAAAUGGAAGUCUUUUUUAGUUGAGACAUCACAUGUAACAGAUGAUGAUGUGGAUGGUGAUGAUGUGGAUGGUGAUGAUGUGGAUGGUGAUGAUGUGGAUUAGGAAAAUUGCCUGUUUCGUAUGGAAAUACAUGACACGUCUUUGAAGUACUAUGCUGGUCAGUUGAGUUGUCUCAGCAUUUCAGAAACUCAGGACAUUGCGGUAUGUUGAUGAGGAAUGAUAAAAAUCAGAAUCUCCUGUUUUGUAUGGGACUACAUGAUAAGUCUGUGAUCUACGCUGGUCAGUUUAGCCGCUUCAGUAUGACAGAAACCCAGAACAUGACAGGAUGAGGAUGAGGAAAAUAAAGAUCACAAUCUCCUGUUUGAUAUGCUGGUCAGUUGAGCUGUCUCAGUAUAUAACAGAAAUCCAGGACAUGGCAUGAUGAUAAAGAAGAUCACAGUCUCCUGUUUGAUAUGCUGGUCAGUUGAGCUGUCUCAGUAUAUAACAGAAAUCCAGGACAUGGCAUGAUGAUGAAGAAGAUCACAGUCUCCUGUUUGAUAUGCUGGUCAGUUGAGCUGUCUCAGUAUAUAACAGAAAUCCAGGACAUGGCAUGAUGAUGAAGAAGAUCACAGUCUCCUGUUUGAUAUGCUGGUCAGUUGAGCUGUCUCAGUAUAUAACAGAAAUCCAGGACAUGGCAUGAUGAUGAAGAAGAUCACAGUCUCCUGUUUGAUAUGCUGGUCAGUUGAGCUGUCUCAGUAUAUAACAGAAAUCCAGGACAUGGCAUGAUGAUGAAGAAGAUCACAGUCUCCUGUUUGAUAUGCUGGUCAGUUGAGUUGUCUCAGUAUAUAACAGAAAUCCAGGACAUGGCAUGAUGAUGAUGAAGAAGAUCAUCGUCUCCUGUUUGAUAUGCUGGUCAGUUGAGCUGUCUCAGUAUAUAACAGAAAUCCAGGACAUGGCAUGAUGAUGAAGAAGAUCAUCGUCUCCUGUUUGAUAUGCUGGUCAGUUGAGCUGUCUCAGUAUAUAACAGAAAUCCAGGACAUGGCAUGAUGAUGAAGAAGAUCACAGUCUCCUGUUUGAUAUGCUGGUUAAUUGAGCUGUCUCAGUAUAACAUGGUGUGAUAUAGCUCGGUGAUGGAGUCCUUGCUCUGAAGUGUUCUACAGUAGAUCUAUGUGCUGUAAUGUUUGGCCACUCUGGCUGACACCACUGCCUAUCUUUGAUGUUUACAGUUGUACGUACACCUCACUAUGGUCGGUAGACACAGCUGCCUACUUUCCUCAGACGGACUUCUCCAAUGGGUGGGGAUGAUCUAACUUAGUCAGUAGAUGCUUACCGGAGGUGCUUGCGUUGUAGGAUUGAACCGCCUCUGACUGGUUUUUCCUCCAUCCCAACUAGUGUCCCACGACUACUGGUAUAGUAAAGUUUGAGGUCGUCGUGCAUUUUAAUUAAAUCUUUGAAAACCUUACCUCGUGUAUACAGGACUGCUUGGCUUGUAAACUACACCUUACCUAGAGACCUUGCAAAUCUGCGUACCAUUAUUAACCAGUUUAAAUUAUCACAUGGGUUUACAGUGUUCGGGAUUAAACAUUUUGGGCAGUAUCCCAGUUGGAUACUAACAUUUCAAAAUCUGGUAACCCACCUGAGAAUUUAGUAUCCCACUUGAAUGAAAUUCAUAAAUAACAUCAUAACAAACUUAGACGACAAUGUCCUCGUUCCCAGUCUAUUGCUACGUCACAAUCAAAAUCACGGAAUUUGUGAUAUUAGCAAUCAAACGGAAUUAGCAAAAAGAUUUGCUGCAUUUAUUUUUGAGUAAUUAAGUAUUUCGGACAUUACUAAUGAUAAACCUACCUGUAUCAAUUUUCUGCAGAUGUGGAAUUGAUACCUCAAAUAAAAUUUGAAGUAGGAAAACAUCCAACAAAAACAAUAGUGACUUGGUGAUUCCCAGUUUAUUGUUACACCGCUAUUGCUCCGGUGUAGCAUUAGACUGGGUACAAGUUGGGGGGGGGGGGUUUAUUGUUAUGGCAUAGCAUUAGACUGGGUACGAGCUCGAAAACACUUUUACUUAACUUACCAGAAAAUGACGACUUGCAUGUUUUUUUUAUGAAAACUAAAAACCAACAACAUUAUAUGGCAUCCCGUUGGGAUACUGGGUUCUUGAAGUCUGGUAUCCAAAAUUAAAUUAUGGGAUAUCGGGAUACCGUCAAUCUCGAACACUGGUUUAUGACAUGGAUAUCAUGGGUAAGUUAUAUGAUAAAAUUAAGUAUGUCAUAAAUUGAACACGGUUGCUUAAAUAUUUGAAGUAUGGGUGUUUUUUUGUUUUUUUUAAUAUACCUAGUGAAAGUUGAAAAGUAUACUUACUAUACUGUGUAAAGGUUUACCUGAUUAAAGCCAUUAUAUUGUGGAACUAAUGGGUUAAUUGGUUAACCAGGCCUUGUUCUGUUGCCUUACUUGUGAAGUAACUAUUAUUAAUAAAACCACAAACUUUAGGUGUUUUUUUUUUUUACCAUUUUUAUGCAAAUGAAUAUUUUUGUUGUACACCACCGUUAUUUUUGCCAAUAUUUGAGUGUAGUUACAGUGUGAGAAUAAAUUCUGUUCUAAAUGUCACUAUGGUAUCACUUUGUCACUUCAGAGUCGGGAUGUAGCCUAGUGGUAAAGCGCUCGCCUGAUGCGCGGUAGGUCUUGGAUCGAUUCCCAUCGGAGAGUCCAUUGGGCUGUUUUGCAUUCCAGCCAGUGCAUGACUGUUAUACCAAAGGCUGUGGUAUGUGCCAUUAUUAUCUGUGGGAUGGUGCAUAUCAGAAAUCCCUUGAUCCAUCUCGCAGACAAGAUAGCACAUACCACAUCCUUCGAUAGACCAGUUGUGGUGCCACGGAUGGAACAAGAAAUAGCUCAAUAGGCCCACUGAGGGGAUCGAUCGUAGACGGACGACCGCGUAUCAUUUCGUGAGAUCUGGAUCUACAAGUCCAAGUAGUAAUGGCAUUUAAAAUGGUGGUGUGCUGUCUUGUCGGAUUGUAUUUAUAUGUACGUGUGUAUUAUACAUUACUGUCUCCACCUGUGAUCUGUCGAUGAAUUAUCUGUUGUGUUUGUUACUAGAAUCUCGGUCAUCAUCUUACCACAAGGUGAAUCUCGCAGUUUACAUUUACUCAGUCAUAGCAUACCCAAAAGAAACACUCACUUUCCCCCCCCCCCCCCCCCCCCCCCCCUCCUAUUCUCCAUUCUCAUCAAUUUUCUGCUGUUGUAUAGUUCACAGGGCUCGAAACAGCCUGUGGUCAGGUCACCAAGUGCGACCAAUGUCCUCUUUGGGCGACUUGAAUAUUAAAAAAAAUAGUCCAAAUAAUACUAUUAUUUGAGCGAUCUACUUUAAAUCUAUAGCAUAUGAGCCACUAUUAAUAUUUAUAUUGCAACUGUUUAUUCCACAUUAAAAUCUUGCUCGUGGUUUGUUGUUCUCUUACCAUAAUUUGCCAACAUUAAUUAUUUUGUGGGCCACCAUCCACCAUAUUUUUUGGCAAGUUUCGAGCCCUGGUUCAUGCAGUUGAGCAUUCCAUUUUAUCUUAUUACAGUCAUGUUAACUUUUGUUAACUAUCAUUCCAUUGGUUUCUUAACUGUCAUUCCAUUGUUAUCUUAACUGUCAUUCCAUUGGUCAUCUGUGAAGAACAUUUAAGUCAUUUUAGUGGUUAUUCAGAAUAUUACUGGAUUAUUUUACACACUGCCGUUUAGUUUUGCAUUUUUGCUAGGUAAAAGAAUACCAUUGCAAGGUUUGGGGGUUUUUCCCAGUCUAUGUUUACAGGUUUUUGUUUUU
Molecule: messenger RNA, 7183 nt
Organism: Gigantopelta aegis
Lineage: Eukaryota; Metazoa; Mollusca; Gastropoda; Neomphalida; Peltospiridae
Product: dixin-like
Exons: 18
Coding region: 749-2899 (716 amino acids)
Biological process (GO): canonical Wnt signaling pathway
Cellular component (GO): cytosol
Molecular function (GO): protein binding
Source: RefSeq, a predicted model, not a curated record